Messenger RNA from Exophiala spinifera, 1002 nucleotides. RefSeq lists its product as uncharacterized. Gene Ontology annotation, molecular function: tRNA guanylyltransferase activity; magnesium ion binding. Bases 1 to 1002 code for a protein of 333 amino acids. The transcript is spliced from 5 exons. NCBI's taxonomy places the organism in Eukaryota, Fungi, Ascomycota, Eurotiomycetes, Chaetothyriales, Herpotrichiellaceae. The record is from RefSeq and is a predicted model, not a curated record. Gene Ontology annotation, biological process: tRNA modification.
AUGGCAAACUCCAAGUAUGAAUACGUGCGCAAUUUCGAGCGCGAUGAACAUCUAUUGCCCAAUACGUGGAUUGUGGUGAGGAUUGACGGCCGAGGAUUUCACAAAUUCUCCCAUCAUUAUGGCUUCAAGAAACCCAACGACGCGCGAGCUCUCGACGUCAUGAACCUCGCGGCGCAACACGUCGUGAAAAUACUGCCGGACGUUAUUCUCGCGUACGGCGUGUCGGACGAGUACAGUUUUGUUUUCCACAGGUCGACGGCCCUGUUUGAGCGACGCAACGCGAAACUCGUGAGUACGGUCGUCAGCACCUUUACGGCGGCGUAUGUGAUGAUGUGGUCUUCCUUCAAACUCGACGACCGGGGCGACGGCAAACUCGACAUCGAUAUGCUCCCCACUUUUGACGCGAGGGCAGUGUGUUAUCCGUCAUGGGAGAAUUUGAGAGAUUACCUAUCUUGGAGACAGGUUGACUGCCACAUCAACAACCUUUACAAUACUACCUUUUGGUCACUCGUGCAACAGGGCGGAAUGUCACAGACUGAGGCGGAGGAGUUCCUCAAGGGGACACUGGCGAGUGACAAGAACGAAAUUCUCUGGUCAAGGUUUGGUAUCAAUUACAAUGAUGAACCGGAGAUGUUCCGCAAGGGGUCGGUGGUGUAUCGGGAGUAUGCACUGGAGAAUACGCCGUCGACGAACACGAAUACGAACAUCAACACACGCACUCGCAGUGGUGGCGGGCAGGGGAGGACAAAGGGGCCAGAGAAGAAAGUCGAGGUCGAGGUCGAGACUAAUGAUGAUCAUGUUGAGGGGGAUGUUGACGAUGACGGUGACGACUUACGAGACAACAGCGAGAAACAGGUCCUGUCCAAGACGCAGGCGGAAAAGAUGCGUAAAGCGAGGCAAAGAGCAAAGAUUGUCACGGCGCAUGUGGACAUUAUCAAGGACGAGUUCUGGGUGAGGAGACCAUGGUUGAGAUCCGGCAGACCUGGAAGACCGAUUGAGUGA